AACUCUCGACAAUCACACAUUCAUUCCAACAUCAUCAGUGGUCAAGACUUCAUAUACAAGAAAGAAGAUCCACUCAGCACUGAUCGUCGACAUUCGUUCAGUUAGAUACACUCUCUUUUUCAUAGAGUGACUCUCUCAGGUUAACUCAACAUCACUACCACGCCGACAAUGGCUCCAGUGAUCAAGCCAGCUACAAAUCAAUCGGUCGAUUACGCCGAUUUCAAUCAAUUAAAGAGAAAGUCAGAGGAUGACAUCGAUGUUUCUUUAGGUUUCGAAACAUUCUCACAAGGUGAAGAAGAUGAAGAAGACGAUGAAGGCGAUGAUGUCUUAGCUUUGAAGAGAUCGACUAAAAAGACAGGCGAUCAACCUGUUUCGAAGAGAACAUUGCAAAACAGAAAAGCACAAAGAGAAUUCAGAAAACGUAGAGAGGCUCGCGUUCGUGAAUUGGAGGAAAGAUGCAGACGAUUCGAUCAGAUGGGAUUAGAAGCCAACGGAGAGUUGCAACGGGCGGCAAGAGGAUUGAAAGAGGAAAAUGAUGCAUUGCGUGGAUUCAUCAUGCGAAUGGGCUUCGGUCAUAUGAUCCCAAACGUACUUCAAGAUGUAGGCAAUCAGAGGAAUAACGGGGAUGAUCAAUUCUAUCAACAGACUCAACAACAGCCUACAUUCAGCGGUGGUAUGUUCAGCAAUGCUCAACCAAAUUCGUCCAACUUUAAUGAACCCACAUUCUUCAUCGAUCCAUCUACCGCCGUUCAAUCUGCAAACGCACCCAUGAACAAUAGUCGCGGUAGAUCACAUACGAUUGGUAAUGGAAACGAGCAUCGAUCAUCGUCAUCAUCAUCUUCACCCAACAAGAAUAACAACAUCGAUGCCGAAAAGAUGGCUGGAGGAAUUACCCUGCCGAUGCCUAUGAACUACGGCAGCAUGACCCUUGCUCCUACGCCACAACCUGCCAAUAUGCGAUCUGGCAUCUCUCAACGCAGUGGUAGUGGAACACAAAAGCAGGACAACAUCAAAGGAGGACAAUCAUCAAGCCCAUCCAGCUCCAAGUCAACCGACAACGGUGAUACACCUUUCUUGACCUUGAGUCUAAACAACCAAUCACGCAAGCAGGAUGGCAGACAGUCUGGUAAUCAACAAUCGCAGCCUCAAUUCACUCAACCUAAGCAAGACAAUGACUCAAACAACAAUGACAUGAACGGUUUGAGCUCCUUGUUUGGUGGAUCAAACAACGGUAUGGGCAGUGGAGGUACUGCAAUGUUGCAAAACUUUAACAAUUCGUUCCCCGUUCCACAGAGAAGUCGUCAAAAUGCUGCUUUGUUGAACCCGAACCCUAUCCCAUUCUCAUUCAAUCUCGCUUCUGGAGAUCUUGCGUCUCAACAACCAACAUGGUGGGAACAAAUGGGUGGUGGCUCAGAACAGGUUGAAUUGGAUGAUAAAGCACAAGCUGUUGCAAAUGCUCAACAAGGCAAUCAAGCACCAAGCCCUUUUGACUUGGGCGCAUUCUUGCAAGGUGGUAUCACACCGGGCGGUGGUUUCCAACUUGGUAAUAUUGGAGGCAGCCAACCAGGCUCGCAGCCGAAUUCCACGAUCAUGUCCCAUGAUCUAGGCAGAACAGGCUCGACUGAUUCUGACCAUAUGCGUAUGUUUAUUCAAUUAAUGGAACGCAAGAUGGCCGAACGUGACGCAUGUACAUUUGCAUCGUUGGGCUUCCAGCCACCAUCACAAGAUCCUGCUCAACGCACAAAGCAACAGCAGCAGCAACAAGGCAUCACUUCGGAAAUGACUCCAAGUGGUGUUUAUUCACGAUUGGCUCAACAUCCUGCUUUCUUGAGCACGAAUGCCCGUGAGAUGGAAGAAUUGAUGGAUGCUUUAGGACCAUCAACUUGGAAUCGUCAAGAUGGAAAGACUGGUGAUGAUGCAGACAAAGAUGAAUCGAAAGAUUCUGGUAAAGACCAAUCAUCCAAUCAUGGCAAAUCAUCACGGUCAAACAGUUCCGCUUCCCCUCUUUCGCCAGGCAGAGUUCACGUUGACGAAAAUGCGAUUGGCAAAUUGAUGGGAUUAUUGGACCAAAAGCGUAAUUCAAACGCUAAAUCAUUCAAUACUUCCCCUCAUGAAGACAAUCAACAAAGGUUUACCAUGGCUAUGGCAUAAAUCUUUUCUAUUAUAUUCCCGUGUCUUGUUAUUUGGUUUUAUUCUCCCGUAAUAGUUUAGUUGUCGUUUGUAUCAUAUCUAUAUAGCCCUGGGCCUUACUCUCUCAAUAUUCCAUGCACAUAUUGCAUU
Messenger RNA from Meira miltonrushii, 2280 nucleotides. RefSeq lists its product as uncharacterized. Bases 169 to 2151 code for a protein of 660 amino acids. The transcript has a single exon. Gene Ontology annotation, biological process: regulation of DNA-templated transcription. Gene Ontology annotation, molecular function: DNA-binding transcription factor activity. The record is from RefSeq and is a predicted model, not a curated record. NCBI's taxonomy places the organism in Eukaryota, Fungi, Basidiomycota, Exobasidiomycetes, Exobasidiales, Brachybasidiaceae.